Plodia interpunctella (Indianmeal moth) is the source of this 3899-nucleotide messenger RNA. Its product is annotated as toll-interacting protein-like. The record is from RefSeq and is a predicted model, not a curated record. The transcript is spliced from 8 exons. Gene Ontology annotation, molecular function: ubiquitin conjugating enzyme binding; ubiquitin binding. Bases 150 to 989 code for a protein of 279 amino acids. Gene Ontology annotation, cellular component: cytoplasm. Gene Ontology annotation, biological process: ubiquitin-dependent protein catabolic process. Lineage: Eukaryota; Metazoa; Arthropoda; Insecta; Lepidoptera; Pyralidae.
UUCAAGUCAGUCAUUCGAUUUCCAUUGUGCGAAGUUUGCUUUGCUUGUAUGUUUGUUAUCUUUUUCAAAGAUAUCUGGGUAUUUAAAAUUGAAAAAAAAAUAGAAAUAAAACAUUCAAAAUUCCUAUUAUAUUUGCAAAUUUACUGAAAAUGGCUUCAACUGCGUCUGAUGAUAGAAAUGAAGAGCGUCGUCGCCGGGUUCUCUUGGGACCACUGCCGUCUGGGUUUCUGAGGACGGAUGGAGCUCCAGAUCCAGUAGAUGCAGACUACCAGGCUGCAUUGGCAUUACAACAACAACUCUGUGGAUCUACGGUGCCACCUGCUGGGCCUCCACUGACGGCCAGACUUAGCAUCACAAUAGCACAAGCGAAACUUGUCAAAAACUAUGGCCUCACCCGCAUGGACCCAUACGUGCGCCUGCGCGUCGGCCAUUGCAUCUACGAAACUCACACCGACCCCAGUGGGGGGAAGACCCCCAGAUGGAACAAAGUUAUACAAUGCCUACUGCCCCCUGGCGUCAGCUCUGUGUACUUGGAGAUCUUCGAUGAGUGCUCGUUCACGAUGGACGAGCUAAUAGCCUGGGCUCACAUCACUAUACCACCGGCUGUCCUCAACGGCGAGACUCACGAAGACUGGUACCCACUGAAUGGGAAGCAAGGAGACGGUUUGGAGGGAAUGAUCAACCUUGUCCUCAGUUAUUCAGUGGGCCCCGCAGCGGUGGCCGCCUUCCCCCCGAUGGUCGUAGUGCCGAGCACGGGCAUGGGCUACGCGGCCAUGCCGGUGUAUCCGCAGCACUACUACACGCAGCGCCCGCCGCAGCCGCCGCAGCCGCCGCAGCCGCCCCAGCCGGCGCCGGUCACCGAGGAACAGUUGCAACAGAUCCAAGAGAUGUUCCCGAGUAUGGAAAAGGAAGUUAUCAAAUCAGUAUUGGAGGCGAACGGAGGUAAUAAAGAUGCGGCCAUUAAUUCAUUGCUUCAGAUGUCUGAAUAAUCGCUGUACUAGAUCCGCGCCGCGAAGCAAGUCGCUGACAAUAACAACGUGGCCAUAGGACAGACAAAACUAUUAACUUAAUUGUGACAAUGACAAAGGAAACUGAUACAACGUGAUUUUGUUACCAAAGUGGGCAGCUGUUAUUCAUAAAACAGUUAAUACUCUAAGCUAAAAUGUUUUGUCACUAUCGCACUUGUUAUAUAUGAGAUUGACAGAAGGAGACAAAACAUAUUUUAGCUUAGAGUAUGUCUUAACUUUUUUAUGAAUAAUGACUUAAGUUUGCUAAAAGUUGAAUUAUUCUUAGUCUUUGGCCUAUAUAUUAUCGAUAUUUCCAACAUGGCGGAAAAUCUUUCGCGGAGCGAACAUUUUGGUUGCGUUUAAGAGCAUAAUUUUGAAAGUGAAUAUAAAAUGAUAGAAAAUUGACAAAAUUAUCAGAUUAAAAACUGACAGUGGCACCUAGGAACGGCUCCAGACGUGGGAACUCCUCGACGGUUUACUGCACGUACAUGAUUUUUUUCUCACACAUUGAAUGCAAUAAGAUCUCUCUGACUACAAUAAAGGCUUGUGUCAAAAUGAGAUUUUCGUAAAAAAAUUAUUAAACGUUGUGCUCUUUUAAUCGUAAUGUCAAGACAUUCUCAACUUUUUGGUGUGCCGUCUUUAAUUACAUAUUAUACCCCUAAAUGUGGGCGCGGUAACCGCUUGCCAUCAGGUAUACCGUGAUUUUAACAUUGUAUUAUAAUAAACAUAAAAGUCUCCUAGAUUAUGUGCAAAUUUUCCAAUCAAAACACUGUUAGUUUAGUGAGGAAACGCAAGUAGGUAAACACGUUAUUUACUCAUAAGAAAUGAGUUAACCGAUAAAAUAAUAUUAUAUAUGAACUGUGUCACUUUUUAGUCAUAAAAAAAUUAAGAGCUAAUUUUUUGGUCAAACAAAACCAAAUAUAAUGAUAUCUCGAAAAACAAAUCGAAAAUAAUAAUUAGAAUACUUGUUUUCUUAUACCAUUGACAACAAUUGGUUAGUUUCAUUAAAGACCGAUGGGCGAAGUGCACAGCGAACCAAUCACAUUGCAGUUUGGUUGUCGUUGCGUCACAAUGGCGCAAUGUGAUUGGUUCGCUGCGUCUCACUUCGAAUCGAUACGAUUGUGAGAAGUGAAUUGCAAACCCGCACUAACCCCCAGGUUUAGACUGAAUGCAUAUGCAUUAAGCAUAUAUAUGCGCUAGCAUUCGUAUCAGUGAAGUUGUGUUGUACAGAACCAAAUGAGACUUGCCACACUGGUUUUGAUGCGUAUGCGUGCAUAUAAUUCCAAAUUAUCAACGUAGCUGGUCGGUACGCAUAUUACGCAACAAACUUCGUGCAUACGCAUUAGGUCCGAACCGACCUUAAAAGGAAUAGUUCGGGAUCAAAAAAUUGCAUAUCUUUUGAUAAAACAUUUUAAAAAAAUUAACAGCGAAUGACACAUAACUUAAAAGAAAAUUUUGUUCUCUUUGACGUAUCUUCAUAAUCUGAUAUCAAUGACUUUAUAAAUGUAUAGUAUUAAUUGCCAGAUUAAAAAAAGUAUAUUAUUUAUUUUUAAAUGUAAAUAGUAGCCAACAUAACUUGACUUCAUAUUAUUAUUUUUUGUUUUAUUUGCUCAAAUGUUAAUUUUUCGAUUGGCAACACGGAGUUUAAUUAACAUUGUUAUUCCAUUAAGUGAUAUUACAUUUUAAUAUAUUAUCUGUAGAGGAAUCGUUAUGGGCAUACUUAGAUUUUAUAUUAUUAUAGUCUCAUAGCGGUAUAGCAUGUUUAAAUGUGUCACUUUUUAAAUGAGAUUAUUCAAUGGUGCAACAACUAGUAAGAUAAAUGUUUAUUAUCAAGUGUAAAUUUUGACAAAAGUAAUGAGAUCUUCUUUCUUGACUUCUGUUAUUUGCUUACAGUCGUGUCAGAUUUUAACCAAGUCGCCUUAAUGCAUCUGACAUGGCUUAUCUGAAACGCAUAGUCAUAAAAUGUUAUUAUGGAAGUACAAAUCAAAUCGUAUAAAACAAAAUUUACACUUGAAAUUUAUUGUUUUUGGUGGACAGACCAAAUAGUUUUUGUUUGUAUAGGUGCUCAAAACGAAUAUAAAACCAAAAUAAAAAUUGUCCUAUGUUUCAAAAGUAUCAGUCUGUCUAUAUACAGAAGAGAAACGGUUUUUUUUUUAAUGAAUUAUAUUUUUGGUCAUUGCAAUACCAAAUGUUGCCAGCCAAGAGAAAACAGAACUCUCGUUUAUUUUCUACUCUUUAUAGAAAGAUUGUACUUGUACAAAUUGUUUUAUGCAUUUCAAUGAUAAAUAAAUAUAUAUAUAUAAAUGUAUGGUCUGUCCUUCUGCACUUGGCACGUAGCUAGCAUAAUAGGGAUAGGUCACGAAAAAUUGAAUAUUUUUCAUUUAAAAACUAUAUUUUUCCUUUUGAUUAAUGCAUUACCAAAAUAUUCUACGGUGUUUUAGUUCUUCAUUGUUUUAAUUAAAGAAUGUAAAAGCGUCGAAAAUUGCUUAUUUCAAACUUUAUUUGCAUACUGAACUUUAUGCCGUAAACUUUAAGGAUCAAAAUCAUUUGCUAUCCAUGAUUUCUGUCAGUUGAAAGAAAAUAAUUGAAAGUGGCGGUUCUUCUACUUAUCUCUCGUUCACAUUUAUAGUGUGCGAGCGAGAGGCGGAUAGAAAAGCUAUAGUCAUGGUUUCAUAUAACAUUAUACUCUAUCACGUGCAAUAAUGGCGCUUGUAGCAAGCUAAAAAUUAAGCUAUCGAAGACAAAACUGAAUACAUUCGAAACAGCUUUGCGGCUAAAUUUUGUGCCAAAUUAUUUGCCAUCGAUACUAACUUCGCUUACGAAAAUAUUGUUAUGUACUUUAUAUUUAUUUGUAAUUUUACAAAUGUAUAAAUAAAUUAUUAUCUACUUAAA